Messenger RNA from Tupaia belangeri chinensis (Chinese tree shrew), 4754 nucleotides. RefSeq names its product WD repeat and FYVE domain containing 2 (gene WDFY2). Gene Ontology annotation, biological process: positive regulation of fat cell differentiation; positive regulation of protein phosphorylation. Gene Ontology annotation, molecular function: metal ion binding; protein binding. NCBI's taxonomy places the organism in Eukaryota, Metazoa, Chordata, Mammalia, Scandentia, Tupaiidae. Gene Ontology annotation, cellular component: early endosome. The record is from RefSeq and is a predicted model, not a curated record.
UCCAUAGGUCUAGACAAUGGUACAAUCUCAGAGUUUAUUUUGUCAGAAGAUUAUAACAAGAUGACUCCUGUGAAAAACUAUCAAGCGCAUCAGAGCAGAGUGACGAUGAUCCUGUUUGUCCUAGAGCUGGAAUGGGUGCUGAGCACAGGACAGGACAAGCAGUUUGCCUGGCACUGCUCUGAGAGUGGGCAGCGCCUGGGAGGUUAUCGCACCAGCGCCGUGGCCUCCAGCCUGCAAUUUGAUGUCGAAACCCGCCAUGUCUUUAUUGGUGACCACUCGGGCCAAGUAACAAUUCUCAAACUGGAGCAAGAAAACUGCACCCUGGUCACAACAUUCAGAGGACACACAGGUGGGGUGACCGCUCUCUGUUGGGAUCCAGUGCAGCGGGUGCUAUUCUCUGGGAGUUCUGAUCACUCUGUCAUCAUGUGGGACAUCGGUGGGAGGAAAGGAACAGCCAUCGAGCUCCAAGGACACAAUGACAAAGUCCAGGCCCUCUCCUAUGCACAGCACACAAGGCAGCUGAUCUCCUGUGGUGGUGACGGUGGGAUUGUCGUCUGGAACAUGGAUGUGGAGAGGCAGGAGACCCCUGAAUGGCUGGACAGUGACUCCUGCCAGAAGUGUGAUCAGCCUUUCUUCUGGAACUUCAAGCAAAUGUGGGAUAGUAAGAAAAUUGGCCUAAGACAGCACCACUGCCGCAAGUGUGGGAAGGCUGUCUGUGGCAAGUGCAGCUCCAAGCGCUCCUCCAUCCCUCUGAUGGGCUUCGAGUUUGAAGUGAGGGUCUGUGACAGCUGCCAUGAGGCCAUCACAGAUGAAGAACGUGCACCGACAGCUACCUUCCAUGACAGCAAACAUAACAUUGUGCAUGUACAUUUUGAUGCAACCAGAGGAUGGUUACUGACUUCUGGAACUGACAAGGUUAUUAAGUUGUGGGAUAUGACCCCAGUAGUGUCUUGAUAACUCUCCAGGAACUAGAAAGAUAAUAUUUACUAAAGAAAUGGUUGAUCUUAUCCAAAUCAUUACUGGAGGAGUAGACAUGUGAGAAGUAAGAGAGAAACCACAGAUCCUAGAUGCAUUUGCCUAUUUCCUGCGCAGACAGUGAUGAAGGAACCCCCCAAAUGGGACUCUUUCAACUUGUUCAUACAGCAUAAAAGAAGAUAUUUUUUUAACAAAUGGUUUAUACAGUCUGGCUAUACUACAUUGUUUUGAGAAUACUGAAAAAAAUCACUGUGGGGUGUUUAAUUUUUAUAUUUCUCAAUACUCCAUUUUACUUGUUGCUUUGUGUGUGGGAGAAAAGAGGGAAGUAGCUGUUCGAGUAUUUUGGUCGUACGCAAGUAGUUGCCAUGUUUUCUUCACUUGAGCAGGCAUCACGUGGCCCGCAUCUUUUUCUUCACUUCUCACUGCAUCUACCUGCACCUUCUCUGUUUUUCACCAGAGCAUAGAAGGAAACUUCAGAAAAAUUCAUGGAGAAAUGAAAUUUAAGUAUCUAAGUUUAUUUUGGUGCAGAAACAGUUUUGAAAACUAUGCAUAGCUUUUUCAUUAUAUGCAUUUUCCGUGAACUUUUUGGAGACCCCCUUGUUUCUUCUUUCAUAUCCUCUGCAGUGGAGAGAUUUGCAAAACCAUUUGUGUAGCUUUAUUGCCUGAAGAGUCCGUUUAUGACCCGUUUAAAUCUGAUUCCUUUAUGUUCUUAUGGAGGAGAACUGACCUGGUGUUUCUGCUUGUUUCCUCUGUUUUUCCCACAUUAAAAAUGCUGUGAGAAAGCUGCUUCCAACCUUUGUCAUCACAGAAGUAGGUGAUUGUAACUCAGAGCUUCAACUGUCAGUGCCUGGAUUGUUUAGAAUUCAGUUGGAGCCUCCUGAGCCUUUUUAUUAUUUUUUGACACACUUCUCUCUCAUCAUAACAUUAAACACACACACGUUCCCCAAAAAAACCUACGUGCUUCAAAAAUUAAGUGUCUUUUAAGAUGUGUUUUUCUGUGUAACAUUGUUUUUGAACUUGAACAUGUUUGUUACUGCUAGAUUAUAAUCCUAUUUUAUUCCUUACUAUCUGUAUUUCUUCCCCGUUAAAAGUUAGAUAUUUAACAUGUUUAUCUUAAUGUAUUGCAUCAGAACAUUUUGCACACUUUCAUACUGAAACUAUGUGAUCUGGGACAUUAAGGUACAGUUCAUGCUGUGUUACUUCUUAGAAUGUAGAAGAGGACUUCCAAAAAUGAACCUGAAGAAAGCUCAUUUCUAAAGUAAUCCAAUCAAGCUUGAUAAAAUCAAGUAUUCUUGUGUGUGGUGACUCAACUCAAGACCUUAAAGUCCUAUAAAAAUCUUAUCUUCACCUGAUAAACUAGGAUUAAAAUUAGCGGUAAGCAUAUGCUAGGUGCCUGGCCCACUCGAAGCACUUUCCAGGUACCACUUCAUUCCAUCCUCACUUGUCAGGAACAUCAGGGAAUCAGUAAGUCUCUUGAGGAUUUCCAGGUGAAAUAGAGCCUUGUGGAUCAACAGGCCAAUCGCUUGCCCUUCCCUUACCAAGCCCUACCUGCAUAGUAUCUUACUGACUUCUGAUUUGACAGGUUGUUGAUGGUCAUAUUUGAGUGGAAUUGAAACAACCCCUUAGUAUUUUUCCCUGUUUCCUAGAAAGCAGUCUUUUCCACUCUUGAUCAUUCAUUACUCUGCUUCCUAACUCUGGGGGAAUACUACAGGCCCUCCUUGGAUACCACCCCUAAUACUGACCACGUGUGCUUCCUGGAGGUGAUUCUACUGCCCAUCGUUGUGAAGCAGGGCAGUGUGUGUGUCCCAUGCACCACAGUACAUGCCACAGGGGACAGACACACACACACUGGCACCACCUCCCUGAGACAUCAAACCAAAUCAGUCCAUGUGACCAGACUCUGAGGAUGCACAUACACAUGUGCACACUGGCACACAUGGGAGCCAUUACCACUUGGCACUCUCUGCUCCCUUCCACACCAACCUUUCUUGCCAUCAGUCUGAGCUAUUUUAACUAGUUUGAGCCUUUUCUGCAUGAUUGCUCUGUAAAAGAGCUUUAAAAAGGGAAUUAAAUUUAAAAUAUUCAAAUAUCUCUGUUGUAGUUUGUUACUAGAACCUGCAGGCAUUUUCCAAGUUGUACAUACUAGAGAAGUGUGUGUUAGAAUGAGUAAUGGAAUGAAUCACUUGGCUUUCCCUUCCUGACCCUCAGAGCUUGGCCUGUAUACAGAAAGGGAAAUGCAGUAUUAGGGAGGUACCUAGCAAGCCUUGAGUGGAUUCUAAGUGAGGUCUAGAAGAGUUCAGAUCACAUUCAAGAAGCCAGUCGUCCUCGUGAGAUCACACAUGUGCAUUACGGUCACUCUAGACUGUGACCCUGGGCUUCACUCCAGCUGUCCCCCUCUCAGCAUUGCUGUUGCCCAGCCACAGAGCCACCCACAGGUAGAAACCACUUGAACCUUCAUUGGAGUGAGGAUCAGGAUUGAAAAAUAUAGAUAACCCCAGGUGUCCAUUUCUCUGCCCUUUUCAUUCUCUUCAUCAGCAUGGGUGCUUGAAUUUGGUGAAGGGCUUUAGCAAAUUAACCAUGUGUAUUUGUAAGACUGUGAAUGAAGUGGCCACCAUUUUUUGUAUUCUUUGUAGAGAAAUCUGUGCUAGUGUUGGGUGUCUUCCAAGCAUUUUAUGGAAAUGGAGGCUUCAUUCAUUAGGAGUGAAAGCUGGCACCAGCAUUGGCUUUUCUCCUGUCUAGGUGAACUGUCACAUUCUUGUUUUGCCCCAUUGGAUUUGCACUUUACAUAUAUUUUUGCUCUCUUCCUUAAACAAACAGUAGCUCUGGCACAUAAUGCCUAAACGUGGCUAUGUUGGGAAAGUAGCAAAACUGCACAUAUCAUACACAGACUUGUUCUCUAUUUGGUUGGAUAAAACCAAUCGAGUGUUCUUGGUUCUUCCAAAGGAUGGACAUUACUACUGGAGCCUUUAAUUGCAUGGAGAUGUCUCCACAGUAGCAAAAAUAGUCCAAGAUUAGGUAGCUGGAAUCCUGUGUGAUUUUGUAUGAGGUCAAUAAACCAUAGCAUUUUUUUCAUUUGAUUGUUUGAAUUUUUUGAAGAAUCAUAAAAUCGCAAAACUGAAAGGGAUCUUCAGGGAUCUAGAAUGUGCCAAGGAGAAAAGAAUUUUAGUCCUACAAGACAGAUAUAGCAGAGAUAUAAACAAGAGAAUCUAAAAGAAUGUUCGAGCAGCUAGUAAUGGCUAGUAAGUGGGAAGAGAGACUUCUAACACCUUAAGAUAGGACACUCUCUGGACCCAAGUUUGUUGCUCUGAUGAUGAGCACAGUUGACACUUUGGGCCCCUGCCCUGUGGUUAUGAGUGGGUGGGUGCUGUAAGAGGAGGCAGUUCUGCACCUGCAUAAACUUCUUCCUGCCCUCUUCCCUGGAAACCACCUCAGUGACAAAACGUCAAUGGAAAUCCAGGGACACUGAAAAUGCACCUUCUCCCAUUUGUCUGAAGGCUGGCUGUGAGUCUCUGGGCUUCUACCACUUGCCCUACUUAUGGAAUAUCACUUUUUCAUCUCUCGAUGUUUUAAGUUUCUUCCUUUGUCAGAGAGAGACAAGCAUCCUCAAGAGAGUCUCAUACCGAAAUCCCACCUUCCUUCCCAGGAUCACCGGCAUGUGUGUGCCCAGAUUGUGCAGGUCAGCUCCAGAGCCAAGCCCUGAUUGUCCAUAUGUCUUCUAGCAGCGCAGAACAUUGCACGACUUAAAAGCAUGAUUUAGUUUUGCUCACCAGUCAAAUCUC